UAUUCAUACUAAACAAUGUUAUAUACAUGCAUCACACACGACUAUGCUUAGACAAUACUAUCUUAAAUGUUAAAAAAAUGUGCGCAUAAGUCUUAGAUGGUUGGUGUUGGUACUGCGAUUUUGUUUGUUUUUCCAUUUUUGAAUUUACAUUGUUUGGUUGGUUGUGGUUUCUUUUAGGUUAUGGUUGGAUUCAUGAAAUAUGAUGAAAUGAUACAGAGUGGAAUGAAAUAAGUUUGAGUGGAAUGAAAUAAGUUUAUGUUCUAUGAUUUUAAUUGAUAAAGAGAAAUUGGAGUAGAACAAAAUAUUAUAGAAUAUAUUUCAUCUAAUUCCAUCAUUAAUUGCCAUUUUCUUAUCUUUCAAUAUAGACUGAAUGCGAAUAUAUCUUGGUCCCAAAUUCUACACUACGACAUCGUCUUUUCCACCACCGAUUCCCACAAAUCCCAAAUUCAACCGAACCCUAAUUCAUUCACACCCUCGAAUCCACCUUUGAUCUCACACACUGCCACCAAGCAUCAUCAAAUUCCAACACCUGUAUUCCAAUUUCAUCAAACCUUCACCUUUUCUCUCUUCAUUCAUACCCUAUUAUACUAUUAUAUAUACACACUCAACACAAAGAAAUGGGUUCUAUAUUGAGUUCUCAGAAUACUCAGAUGAGCAAAGAAGUGAUGGAAACGUCUUUGACUAAAGCGAAGGAGCUCGCUGCUUCUUCCCCAGUCUUUGUCUUCAGUAAGACUUAUUGUGGUUACUGCAAACGGGUGAAGGAUCUACUCAAACAGAUAGGAGCAACCUACAAGGUCCUUGAAUUGGAUACAGAAAGUGACGGGGGUGAGAUUCAAGCAGCUUUAGCUGAGUGGACAGGACAAAGAACAGUACCUAACGUCUUUAUUGGAGGCAAACACAUUGGUGGUUGUGACUCUGUUUUGGAGAAACACCGUGCAGGUCAAUUGGUUCCCCUUCUCACUGAUGCUGGGGCGAUUGCUAGUAACUCUGCUCAGCUCUGAAUAGCCACAAAAUAUUUACUGUUUUGCUAAAACUUGUGGCAAUACUUUGUAUGAAUAUACCCAAAAACAAACAUGUGUAAUAAAUAAUCCACAUGUGGAAGAGGAUCAUCUAAAAUAAUUCUUGCUUUAUAUUUUAAUAAAAUCUGGUUGCUUUA
This is a messenger RNA of Lathyrus oleraceus (garden pea), 1156 nucleotides long. Its product is annotated as glutaredoxin. The coding region runs from base 618 to 1001 and encodes 127 amino acids. Lineage: Eukaryota; Viridiplantae; Streptophyta; Magnoliopsida; Fabales; Fabaceae. The transcript is spliced from 4 exons. Gene Ontology annotation, molecular function: glutathione disulfide oxidoreductase activity. The record is from RefSeq and is a predicted model, not a curated record. Gene Ontology annotation, cellular component: cytoplasm. Gene Ontology annotation, biological process: cellular response to oxidative stress.